This is a messenger RNA of Phlebotomus papatasi, 2047 nucleotides long. Its product is annotated as dynein regulatory complex protein 1 homolog. The record is from RefSeq and is a predicted model, not a curated record. The coding region runs from base 1 to 2034 and encodes 677 amino acids. Gene Ontology annotation, cellular component: axonemal dynein complex; axoneme. Gene Ontology annotation, biological process: regulation of cilium movement; cilium-dependent cell motility; axonemal dynein complex assembly. NCBI's taxonomy places the organism in Eukaryota, Metazoa, Arthropoda, Insecta, Diptera, Psychodidae. The transcript has 2 exons.
AUGGAUACAAAUGAGGAGAGAACUGAUGAAAUUGCAUUACCUAAAAUUUUCAUAGAGUCCAAUGCACCCAAUAAGGAUGAAUUGGAAGUGAAUUUGCAGAUGGUGGUUGAAAAACUUAAAUCCCAAAAAUCUACUCAACUCCCAACGAUUAAUCCGGAUGAGUUGAAAAAAGAUGGUAUCCAGAAGAGAAUAGACGAGAGUAACAAGGUUCUGGGAGAGCUGUUGAGAGAUGGAACGGAAUUGGUGACCAAUAUUCGAAUAGCCAAUGAUAAGAGGGAAAUUGAUCGACGUGCUGAUGAAGCUCAGCUUCGGGAAGAGCUUCUGGAGAAGCUGAAUGCCGAAUCCGAAGCUGCAGCUGAGAAAUUUCAGGACAUUUCUGUUAAAUGGUCAGAACUGGAAGCAGUAAAAGAUCCAUUUAAUAUGCACGAAGGAUUGCAGGAGCAAAAAGAACGAAUCCAGGAAUUGACACGUCAGAAGGAUGAUAUUAUUAAGGAAUGCUGGAAAGAGCUAACUAAGGCGGAUGAGAGAUACUACCAGGAUCAGGAGAAACAGGCAUCUGAUAUUGUGUGCCUCGUAGAGAGGGUGGAUCAUCAUAUUGAGGCAAUGAAGUCUGCCUACAGGAAGCACUUGGACCUACUGCAACAGACAAUUGACAAUGAGAGAGGACGCAUCAAAGGGGAGAUUAAUAAAAAAUGGGAAGAUCUGUACAGCGAGCGCAAGGAGAAGGAAAAAAAGAAACUCCUGGAUGCAAAAGAGAAGUCUGAUUUUUUUGAAGCGGAAAUUGAGAGAAUCACUGUGCAACAUGAAGAGCUCACACGGGCCACCAAAAUCAAUCUGGAGCACGACAAUGAGGCACUUCAGCUGGAACUUCAGAAAGUCAAGGCAAAUAUCUUGCUGAAUUCCGAGAAGCUGGAUUAUAACUUUGAAGUACUGAAGAGACGAGAGGAGGAAAAUGUGAUUAUACGGUGUCAGCAGAAAAAGCGCCUGAUGAGAAUGAGUGAGGCAAUUGUAUCGCUCAAGAAGAAGAUCCGGGACACCACUGCCCAAAGCGAUGCUGAAUGUGGGAAGCUCCAGAGUGAGAUCUCGAAGCUGCAGACACAAGUUCGAGAUAUUGAAGCAUCAGCAGCGAUGUUUGCAGACACCAGUGAUACCAAAUACCGUGGCAUAUGGGAAAUGAAUUAUUCUGAGGCUGUUAAGUUACUCAAUCAAAUCCUGGCCAUAGAUGAGCAGCUGCAUAUCCAUCAGUUGGGUACUGAGGCAUCCAGCAGCAGCUUCGAAUUGAGCACUCUCGAGGAUUUGCCAUCUUUUCGAUUGGCCUGUGAGACAAUUGAGCAGGAAAAGAGAAAUUUGACCAAUUAUUCUUGCCAGAAAUCUUCACAAUCAACAUCAAAAACUCCUGAUUCACCAAUUCUGAGGGAGAUUUUUGAGAAGAUUGCCAAUCAGAGUGGCUUCUUGAUUGAGAAGAAGCUUGAGGAGCUCAUUGAACCACUAGAGGAGAGUGAUGAGAAACUCCUUGUGAAAGUGGAUAAUAUUUUUACAGCUCUGGGUAUUAAAAAUGUCGAAGAUUUAGCUGAGAUUAAUCAAUAUUUCUUGCAACAUGCUUUUUGUCUGCACUGCUCUGAGAAUCAUGCUGAAAUUUCUGCUGAAGAUCGAGAAUGUAGCAGUCCAUCAUCUCAUGAAUUUGUUCUGGAGGUACCGGAUGUCCUGACGAUCCUCAGGGAAUUUAUGGAGGAACACAAGAGUGAGAAUUUGGUCGAGGAUGACUCGGAAAAUACUCCCAAGAUGCGUUUGACUCUGUCUCGUUUGUUGGAUGCUGGAGAAGUGCGAGAUUUCUGGCAGCAAUUUCGUCGGGUUUUCCCGGAGGAGAAGGAGCGCCUGUGGCAGGGAUUGGAGUAUGGACUUACUGAGUAUCUAAAGGUGCUGAAGGAGCGGGAAAAAUUGGAUGGGGAUUGCUCUCAAUUGAGGCGGCAAAAUGAGGAGCUUCGCCAUCUUCUGCACAAAUACGUUGAAGAUUGCGAAAAUUCAAAUGGAUAAUUCUCCUAAGGGA